This is a messenger RNA of Symbiodinium sp. CCMP2456, 1374 nucleotides long. NCBI's taxonomy places the organism in Eukaryota, Dinophyceae, Suessiales, Symbiodiniaceae. The record is from the annotation of a GenBank genome assembly.
AUGACCAGGCUCGGUAGUCUUCUUGCUCUGUGCUGUUCUUGCACAUUUGCUAAGCUUUUGUUGUGCAGACUGUCGGAUCGAGCAAGAGCCCCUCUCGAGUUCUUCGCAUCCAUGGGGGAGGAGGUCGCAGCUCGCACGCACGGGGAGUGGCCAGAGUUGAAGCAGUCGGUGGAGGAGUUCUUCAGCGAAGUGGAGGCCGCCUGCUGGAGGGACAAGGCGGACUUAGUGGGUCUUCCCAGUGAGGUGGGCCAACUGGCUGAGGAGGAGCUUGCUGCGGAAGGGCUUCUCCCAGCCCCGGAAGCAGACCCUGACGCAAGCGACUUAGAGCCCCACAGCCUUGAGAGUUUGAGCUCUUUCUGCGAGGAGCUCAAGAAGGCUGUGGAGCAAAAUCCGCAAUUCUUCGAGCAGCGGGGAGCGGAGCUGCAUCGAGGUUUGGAGAACAUCCUGGCGAAUCACCCGCAGGGUUCCUAUGCCAGGGAGGAUCUCUUUAUCAAGGUUGCCAUCACGGAACAUGUCCGCAGUGUAUUCCGAGAGAUACAAAGUGACAGCUCUAAUCGUACUGUUCUCUAUGCCAACUACAAGGAGGAGAUCUCGAGGCUGACGGCCGAAAUCCGCGGUGAGUCCGAAAGUCUCUCGGCAAACGCGCUGGUGCCGAGGCGCAAGGAAAUGGAAGAGCGCCGUGCCAGACACUUCUACAAGCUCUACGAACAGCACAAGGAGCAGGAGAGGGCAGUAACGACCAAAAGUGAGGUGCCAUCCCUGCUUCGGACACAUUCGGCAAGCUUCAAUCAGGCAGAUAUGCAGGAGAGGCAGCAUCUUAAAAGGUUGCAGAGCCAGCACGUACUUCUUGCAUCCAAAUGUUUGGCCCUGCACGCUCGACAGCGAGAUGCAUUGAGCAACAUCACCUCGCAUUGCCACGCUGAAGAACAGCAAGCUGAGCGCAGCUGCCAAAAGAAACAGGAGGAGUUGCAACAGGAACUUGCCAGCUUGAAGGCUCAGUUUGCCAGAUGCCAGCACUUGCUGCAAGACAUCCGACACCAGCGUCGACAUGCUGAACAGCAUCGGCUGCAGCGAGCGAAAGUUUCGGAGCUCAUGAGGGUGGCUAUGAGAGCUGAGCAGCAGAAGAAGGCUCGACAUGAAACCAUGGCGAGUCGCUAUGCUCAGGGCCAAGCAGUCCUGCAAGCAUUCGCAACCUGGAUGAAGGAUUCCUACCAGUUCAUGGAGACGACACUCCUGGAUCGCCAGCAGAGGCUGGCGGAGGAGCUCCCGGAGCAAGGCGUAACUUCAACGCUUUGCUUCACUGCUUCGUCGAGGAUUUGGGGAGGCGGAAGGAGGAGCAGAAGCAGGCCAUGUCCCAUCUUACCGGCAAGAUGA